This is a messenger RNA of Aspergillus alliaceus, 558 nucleotides long. RefSeq lists its product as uncharacterized. The record is from RefSeq and is a predicted model, not a curated record. The coding region runs from base 1 to 558 and encodes 185 amino acids. The transcript has a single exon. Lineage: Eukaryota; Fungi; Ascomycota; Eurotiomycetes; Eurotiales; Aspergillaceae.
AUGUCAAACUCAGGUACCGGGUCCGCGUCGCAGCCGGCGGAACCGGGUCCACCGAGAGAAGAAAGGCGAGAUUACCAGACAUUCAACGAUGCAACAAACGAAUUGUACAAUAGAUUAAGACAGCAAGAGAACUCCCAAUGCUGUCAGUACCAUCUAAUCAGCAUAUUCUUCAACGCGCUUGCAAUCUUGCAAGUAAUGAUCGGAGCAACCAUUACAGCUCUCGGGCCAUUUGGAGGGAGCCACUUGAUCGCGAUAACUGUGCUGGGGGCCGUGAAUACCGUCGUUGCUGGGUUCAUAGCGCUGCUUAAAGGUAGGGGCCUUCCUCAGCGACCCCGAAAAAAUAUGGUUGAACUCGGGAAGGUUCGAAAAUACAUUGAGGAACAGAAGACUUUGUUGCAAUAUGGAAACGGGGAACUGUCAAGAGACGAACUUAGGUCUCUAUUAGAAGACGUCAUCAAGAGAUAUAAUCUUGCUGAAGACACUAUUGAGAGGAAUCAGCCGGAUACCUAUGCGAAUGCUAUAGGAUCUGGCCGCAUAGAUGAGGAAACGGGGGGCUGA